Molecule: messenger RNA, 6685 nt
Organism: Neopelma chrysocephalum (saffron-crested tyrant-manakin)
Lineage: Eukaryota; Metazoa; Chordata; Aves; Passeriformes; Pipridae
Gene: TTC7A
Product: tetratricopeptide repeat domain 7A
Exons: 20
Coding region: 156-2723 (855 amino acids)
Biological process (GO): phosphatidylinositol phosphate biosynthetic process; protein localization to plasma membrane
Cellular component (GO): plasma membrane
Molecular function (GO): protein binding
Source: RefSeq, a predicted model, not a curated record
CGCCGUCCCCGGCCGCAGCCCUCGGGCAGGGCGCCGUCCCGCCUGUUCCCGCCCCCCGGCACCUGGCGGAUCCGCGGCCCCGCCGGCGCCUCCCGGGUGCUGCCGCCGGGGACACCCCGCGGGCCGGGGCGGGGCGGGUCCGUGCCGGCGCUAAGAUGGCGGCCAAGGUUUCGCACUCGCACGUGAAGCUGGAGGCGGAGAUCGAGCGGUGCCGAGCGGAGGGGCUCUGGGGGCGGCUCCGGCUCCUCGCCCAGCAGCUACUGCCGCCGUCGGUGCGGCCCCCGCGCAAGGCGAAGGCGGCGAAGGACGCGCAGGACGCGGAGGACCACGGGAGUAUGCUGCUAGCAGAGGUUCUGCUGGAAGAAUGCUUGAAGGAAAACUUUGCCAAACUGAAGGACUCCAUUCCACUGACAGAGAAGAAUGAACCAAAACUGAGUGAAGCUAAACAGUAUCUGACCAAUAUCUUAAGCAGAGGAAAACUAAGACCUAAGUAUAUGACUGAAGCUAUGCUGAUCCUAGGAAAGCUUUAUUAUGUGGAGGGAUGCUACAGAGAUGCCAUCAGCAUGUAUGCGAGAGCAGGAAUUGAUGACCUCUCAACCAAAGAUGAACCUCUGUACAUGCUGCGUUUGAUCACUGAAGCCUUUGUUAUUAAAGGUAUGUCACUGGAGCGCUCAACCAACUCAAUUGCCUCACGUGCUCGACUGUGUGAAAGGGAGGAGGAAGUCAUGGCUUGUUUUGAGAGAGCGUGUGUCAUUGCCCAGGUGUACUUGCAGGAGCUUGAGAAGACCUUAAACAACACACAUUCAAGGAGUAUGAAGGGCAGCAACAUGACUUACUCCGAGUUUGAACUUUCCUACUUUCUGGAAGCAGCUCUACAGAGUGCCUACGUGACUCAUUUAAAGAAGGGAAAUAUUGUGAAAGGAAUGAGGAGUCUGCGAGAAAUACUACGGACUGUGGAAACAAAAGCUACUCAGACCUUCAAAAUGACUGCAGCUAAACAGCUAGCCCAAGUACUUCUCCAUUCCCUCAGUGAAGACUGUUACUGGAGCCCUUUAUCUGAUCCGCUUCCUGAGUUCAUGAACAAGGAAUAUCAGUCUUAUGUUAGCAAUCUUCUUUGUCGGAGGCCUGAGCUGUACACAGAAGAGAAUGUGUACUGCCCUCAAGACAACGUAGAAGAGGCUCUUCUUCUCCUCUUAAUCAGUGAAUCCAUGGCAAACCGGGAUGCAGUGAUCAGCCGAGCCCCAGACCAGCAGGAUGACCGAGCUGUCAGCCUCCAGGAUGCCUCUGCAGUCUAUGACCUCCUCAGCAUCACACUGGGCAGAAGAGGGCAGUAUGUGAUGCUGUCUGAGUGCUUGGAGAGAGCCAUGAAGUUUGCAUUUGAUGAGUUUCACCUCUGGUACCAGCUUGCCCUGUCCAUGGUAGCUUGUGGAAAGUCGGCAUAUGCUGUGUCAGUGCUCAAAGAAUGUGCUAAACUGCGACCUACGGAUCCCACCGUUCCUCUUCUGGCUGCCAAGGUCUGCAUUGGGUCGCUGCACUGGCUGGAAGAAGGAGAACACUUUGCUAAAAUGGUGAUAGACCUGGGUGAGGAUGCUGGAGAGUCCCUAGCAAAGGGGUACCUGGCACUGGGCCUGACAUACAGUCUUCAAGCUACUGAUGCUAUUCUGAAGGGCACUCAGGAUGAAUUAAACAAGAAAGCACUUCAGACUUUGGAGAGAGCACGGGACUUGGCCCCAGAAGAUCACCAAAUCAUCCUCUACCUAUCACUGCAGCUGGCUCUUGUCAGACAGAUUUCAGAUGCUAUAGACCAUCUUCAAGAAGCCCUGCAACUAUGCAAAGAUGACAUGAAUUCACUUCACCUACUGGCCCUCCUCUUUUCAGCUCAGAAGCACUAUCAGCAUGCACUGGAUGUUAUCAACAUGGCUGUUGCUGAAUACCCAGAAAGCUUUAGCUUACUCUUCACCAAAGUAAAACUGGAAUGGAUACAUAAAGGACCUGAAGAGGCUCUGAUGACAUGCAGACGUAUGUUGCAGAUGUGGCAGAUGGUAUAUAAUGUUUCACAGCACAGUGGCUCUGAGAAAUGCAGUAGUGUGACCGAAACACCGGUGAUCAAAAGGCAUAACGGACUGCAUCUCACUCUCCCAGAUGCUCAUGAUACCGAUUCUGGGUCACAACGAGCCUCUUCACUUGCUGCAUCGAGACUGGAACAGGCCAUGUCUGAAAUAACUAUGCAGAGCAGCACAAUGAAGCAGGGACCUAUGCAACUGUGGACAACUCUUGAACAAAUUUGGCUACAAGCUGCCGAACUCUUCAUGGACCAGCAGCAUCUCAAAGAAGCAGGCUUUUGUAUCCAGGAGGCAGCUAGUCUUUUCCCCACAUCUCAUGCUGUACUGUACAUGCGUGGGAGGUUUGCAGAGAUGAAAGGCAAUUUGGAGGAGGCUAAGCAAUUGUAUGAUGAAGCGCUCACAGUGAAUCCAGCUGGAGUGGAAAUUAUGAACAACCUGGGCCUGGUGCUGAGCAGACUUGGGUGGAGGGAACUGGCCCAGAAAGUCCUCAGAGAUGCCAUCCGUAUCCAGACCACCAGCCACAUUGCCUGGAACAGCCUUGGAGAGGUCUUGCAAGCUCAGGGGAAAAACGAAGCAGCCAUUGAGUGCUUCCUUACUGCACUGGACCUUGAAUCCACCAGUCCUGUCAUCCCAUUCACUGUCAUACCCAGGGAGCUCUGAAGCUUUUCCCUGCAGCUAAGCACCUUCGUUCCCUGGACAGACACCAAAACCAAAUAAAUAAACAGAGAAAAAGCCCAACAGAAAAGUGCCAUUGUAACCUGGAACUGGGACAAGUAAUUCCAGGAUGGGGCUCAGGUCUACAUGCUUAGCUGAGACAAGCUGAACUGUAGAAGAAUUUGCAACACACAGAAAUAGAGAAUGCCUUUUUCUUCACAGGUGCCUGGCUAACCUCCUGUUAAAGUUAGUAUCAAGGCUUAUUUCAAAGUGUUGGUUUAAGGUGACUGUACAAAGAUCGUGCCAGGGUACAGCUGUUCAAAGCACUUGCACCUUCAGUGUUCAUUAAAGAUAAAACUCCAAGCCCUGAAUUAAAGCCCAGACCUGCUCUAAACAGGAGUAAAUGCACCAACUAAUUUGACCAAGUUGUGCUUAAACAUGUAGCUGCCUCCCCACAUCUGACAGGACAAGAAUGACAAUUGCACCAAAUAGACAUGCAGUAUAUGCUGUUCACAAAAUUAUUUCAGCUAUUUUGAUAAUCCUUUUUCCUGCCUUGCUUUUAUAUACUGCAUAUGCUCACUGUAUUUAGUGUAGCACUUGCCUAGACCAAUUUAAAUUAAAAAUACUUAUUUUUUAGAAAAGCUAAUAUUGCAGUAUAAUUCACAAAAGCAGAAAGACCAAAGACCAAAUCAGUUCACACUUGAACUAGUAUUAAAAACAUAUAUGUAUCUCCACUUACAUAUUUAUUGAAAGGCUUUACAUGACGUAGCUAAUUAUAAACUCUAAGCUUCAUUCUUAUUAAUCACCUCUUCCAUCACUUUUAGUGAGGAAUAUAGUAUUUACCAUCAUAUAGUGACUGAACUCUGUACUCUACUGCAUUACCGUUCCUGGCACAAAACAUUUUCAUAUCCAUCUUUUCAUGAUACAAAAGAUGGUGGCAGUCUUUUAAGGGAAAGUAUGCUGAAGGCAGUGUGUGUAUAUAUGAAUUACUUCUUUCUUGAAACUAAAUCUUUGGAUUGUCCUUAGAAAUUUCACAUGACAGGUAUGGAGUUGAGCCUUCAGCGGAGCAGGAUCAAUUUGCGUAUCGUAUCAGAUGUAAGAGUGAAGAGCUUCUAAUCCGCACAGCCUCCCCAUGGCUGGCACAGCCAGCGCAGGGGACACAGCUGGCAAUACCCCCUGCUAAGCUGCUCCUUAGCUCUGCUUGACCUCCCUGGGGCCUUGGCAGCGCAGUGGAGCUGUACCGUGCUGUCACACGACCCACGGGAGCCAGCCCUGUCCAGACCAGUCCCAAGAUAAAGAUGAUGCAGAAAUUUGCUGCAGGCACUUUUCUAAAAAAAAAAAAAAAUGUUGGGGGCUCUGCCCCUGUUUUCAUCCAAAGAAGAUUUGUGACUAUUUCAUAAGUAAGUUUGCACUAAAACACGCCUUGUACUAUAAUUCCACCCAGUAUUGUGAUCCUUAACUAGUUCACUCUGGAAAUAAUAAUAUCUUUAGGCAAUAAAUGAAUUGGGGUUAUUUCUUAAAGAGCCUGAGGCUCUGGCAGCAGACUUGAAGUCAGUGUUGUUUACAAUUAUUUGGAAAUCUGCAGGGUAAUGGAGAGUUAGGCCCUCGCAGUGCUCCCAGACCACACCAUGGCAGAGCUCCUGCCCCCAGCCUUCCCUCAAGAUGCGCUCGCCAAGGGAAUUACACUGUUCUCAGGUUUCUCUCAGCAGCCUGGUGCAAUGCCAGGCCAAUAUUUUUACUUUUUCCCAUUAAAUCAUCCUGGUGCAAUAGCCCAGAUUAUUUAUCUAUUCACCCAGGGAUUCCAGGUCUGAUCUAGGCUGGUUUCAAUCCAGGUGAAAGUAGCCCAGCCAUGAAAAGGUGCUCGGCCCAUGAGUUCUCUGGCUUUCCAGUACCACGCAGGCACCAAAACUGACUUUUUUGGGCCAGAGGCAGGUUUCCAAGGAGACAGUGUUACCCGGACACGUUUCUUGUUUGCAAUAGCACCAGCAGCAGAGGAAAGAGUAGGUGUUAAAGUACCAGAAUUAAAUGAGUUUCAUGAAGACAAAAAGACACAGCCGAGACCCAUUUUGGUGUGAAGGAUGCUAUGAAGUCGUCUUGCUCUGCACUGCAGGUGGGAAAGAGGAAAGGGGAGGGGUAGAGAUGCUGCUGUUAGCAUAAUAUGCAAAUUGUUACCCAGGUGUUUUAAACCCAGUUCCACAGCCAGAUGCAAUCUGACAAUACACGUAAGUAGAGACAUAUAUAGAUACAUGUUAUAUUCUGGUAUUUGUUCUGCUCCACAGUUUCCAGGGUGGAAGCAAACCUUUAGUGUAAGACAGAAAAAAAGAGUCAGUGUGGUCCGACAUCACCGAUCCGUUGUGCAAUGUAUAUUUGUAAAGCACUGUCAUAGCAACUCCUGUGUACUGGACAGCUAUUUGAGUACAAACUACGCAUCCAUGACCAAGGAACUGCUUUAAGAGGUCUGUAACAUAGCUGGUCUGUGACCUGGCAGGAGGGUGCCUGUUUCCCAGCAGCGGCUGAAAAGCAAACACUUAUAGACCCAUUUACUUCUGUAUGCGUAGCUUGUAAACAGCCACCAGCCCAUCGUGUUUGUUGCUAUCUGGCAAACUUCAUCCUGGCAGUAAUCAGACUUGCCACAGCAGUCAUCUUCCUAGGAGAGGGGCAAACAUUCAUGAAUACUUUGAGUGCGUCAACAAGUCAGAUGUUGCCAGCAGGGUUCCAUUUUUUUCAAGUGCAUUAACGAGUGUUACUGGCAUUGGAAUUGCAGUCUUAAGAGCCUCUGCUCCAGGAAGAUGUACAUGAGUAAAGGCCAUCAGCAUGAACAGGAAUCACCAUGGGUAAGGUACCCUUUACCAGCACAGCACACCACACCACAGCCCCUGCAGCACCUGCAAAGUGCUUUGCAUGCAUACUGACCUCAAUCCCAAGAUUUGCUGCAUGCUUCCCAGGGGAUACACAAUGCCUGUUGGCUGGAGGGGUGUUGUAUUGGCCUGAAAUGCUCUGUACAAUGCGGGAAAGAAAGAGGUUGUUGCAGACUUACAAGUAUUUUGGGGGUAAAUCCUCCAGCUAUCUUUUUUACUCAUGCUCACCAAAACAGAAGCGUUGCCAAGCUUACAUGCUACCUCUCUUAUUCAGCAUGGAUUUUGCUCACACUUCCAGAUGCAGAAAAACAAUGACAACUAUUUCAGAUGAGCCUAUGUAUUGUGAUAUUUAUUUAGAUAGCAACAUUGAUAAAUCUGAUAGAAUUACUUGUCUGAGCUCAGUAAUACUUCUUUGUGUGGCUGGAAGCCUGGCAUGUUUAAUACUCAGGGUUUGAAAUUUAAGAACACAAGAUUUACAUGCCAUCCCUCAUGAUUAUUACAGUUCAUAAGUAAUGGAAGUUUGGGGAACAAUAAGUUCGGGGAACCAAUUCUCUUAGCACAGACUUGAAUCCAACAGUUUUGUCAUUCAUUAGUUUUGAAAGAGGGAGAUUAAAAAACCACAUCACUGCCUAAAGGAUCAGGUUCCUCUUGUUCCACCACAAGGUUAUUUUCCUUUUUGUUGGCAGGGUGCAUACAAAAAGAAAAAUAAUUACCUUCUAUUUUCCUGUUGUGCGGUAAAGGAGUAGUAUGUGCUAUUGCCUUUGGCCAACAAGAAUAUUGUAAAAAAAAUUAAUCUGCCUCCAGGAUAACAGAAGGACAAGCCCAAUAGGACAGGGAACAGCUCCCCUGUAAAGUGGAGCUUUACACUGUGUAAAGUGUCAUUAGCUCCAUUGGAGCAGUUGGUAGUUAGGAGCAUUUCCUCCAGCUGAGGAUCUGCCCACCCAUGUAUUCAUGCCGUACAGGGAGUACAACAGAGCUGCAAACUCCUGUGCCACACAAGUACCCCAGUCCGUUUCUAUUGGUAACAGUUCAUGCUACUGAUUAUCACAAUGCUUCAGAAGUGCUAAUUAUCUUUUCUUGGUAAUGACUAAUAAAUUCAAAUGGAGAACA